UAUUGGAGCAUUGGGCAUGCCAAACCGCACGCCAGCCUGAUCAAAAUGUUGGAAAAGCGCGCUAUCCGUAAUCCCGGGUACAGUUUGUACUGGACGUCGCAAACUUUAGUUGGUUUCAGUUUCGAGCGGUCGUGGCUAGGAUUCUGGGCUCAGUUCACGACUAGCCUCUCAGAGCCUCAGAAAUAGAACCAUAAAUUAGCACUGCACUGGUAACUCAUAUUAUUUAUCGAUCGGCCAAAUACACGCAGUCCGUCUAGUACCUAUAUCGAUACCGAGUGGCGAGACCCGGUACAAUAAUAGUAAAUAAUCGUCUCGUCUUCGUAAAGAUGUGUAAUACGGCAUAACAUAGAAACAAGUUGGUUGUUGAGCUGAAAGUUGGCACGUCUGUACAUAAUAUAAGACUUGUGCCAAAUGACUCCCGUCUAGACCGAUGAUAAAAUUUAAAAUAUUUGAUAUGGAUUUUUUUCGCGCCGGCGCGAACGUCGAACGGACGAUCGUGAUCGUGCUUUUUGCACUGGCUAGAGAAAUUUAAUUUUGUACAUUUCGUAAAACCAAAUACGUGUAUAGUACAAUGGUUAAAUAUUGGAAUAUGAGAUAGUGAUAAAACAGGGAUUCUUGGGAUUUCGGAAAUAUUAUUUUUGGUGUAAUAAUGUGUUUUCGUGAAUAAUAUUUUAUUAAUAAGUAUAAUCGGAGAACGAAAAUGAUAAUGUUAUAAAUAGCUAAUUAAGAAAAAAAUUGCAAAGCAGAAUGGGAUCCAUCGUUUUAAAAAGCUUGUCCAUUCUCUUGGGAAUUUUCUUUGUAUUUGUGGGUACAACUAAGUUGUCGCCAAUUAUUUCAAAGGAAUUGCAUAAAGAUUUGAGGAAAGAAUAUGUGAGAUAUGCGAAAGUCUUUCCAUUUUCGGAAAUGUUGGAUUUUAAACUACCGUCGAAAUGGUAUCGCAGGACGGUUGGCGGCUUAGAAAUAUUAUUCGGGCUGGCGUUGGCAACUAUACCAAGUCAUAAGGUAAAGAAUACAGCCAACGUUGGGCUAGUAUUUCUUAUGAUCUUGGCUGCAUAUUCUCACGUUAUGGUUGGCGAUCCCUUCGACCGAUGCGCGCCAGCUUUGGUUUUCUUCUUCAUGCUCACCGGAAGACUUGUAGUCUGGUACCAAACCAGCCGUCGUGAAGAACUAGAAAAGACAGCCGCAACACAGAAUGGCAACGGUUUGAAGAGGGAGUGAAAUACAUUCUCGAGUCUGGUAGCAGUUUUUUGAUAUAAUUAACAAAAAUAAAACCAACUUGCGAAUAGCACAAAUGACAAGUGAAGUAAAUUAACAUUUAAAUUAUUUAUUCAAAAUAUUUCUGUGAUUAUUGCUAGCCAUUAUGUCAAAAUCAGAACCCUUUUUAAAUUAUUUGAAUAAUUCUAGCACUUUAAUCAACCUGGAGUACAUUAAUUUGUCUAAUAAAAUAAAAGUUUUAACGUUAGGUACCCACAUAGAAAGGAUACCAUAGAAUUCGUACCCAAAAGUGAUAUUAAUUUAAGCUAUAAGUAUUUAAGAUUAUUUUGUGUGAUUGUGAUUUGUGAGCGUAGAAUGUGUUAAACUUGUGUAACUAUACUUGGAUACAGUUAAAUAGAAAUUAGCUUCUCAAACUGCCACUUUUCGGUAGAUUAGAAAGUAUGUUGUAUGUAUUUUGAAUUACGUAUCUACAUAAAUAGGUAUUCGUACAUGUUUUUGCUCAAUUGUAAUGUUCAAAAUAUUAUCUAUCUAGUAAAAUAAUUGGAAAGAAAAUACAAUUUAUUUCGAGGUUUGUUACCAUAAAAGAAAUAGCUUUUUAUUCACACCUUAGGAUGGCGAUACCUCACUAUGUAUUAUUGUGUGAUGUGAAUUGUGUAAAAUGCAUUUUUGAGAAAAGACUCGCCAUAUUCUAUGUAUCAAUUGUCAUGUCAAAAGUAUGGUUUACCCUUAGAAUAAGGAUAAAAUCGUACUUUUGACAUGACACUUGACACACCGAGCGAAUAUGGCGAGUUCUUUCUCAUUAUGCACUAUAAGUUCUCACAUGUCUUUUGUUGUAGUUCAAAACAAUGCCCACAGUAAUUAACAAAAUGCUUUUUAGAAAACGACAAAUCGCAAUAUCUGCUUAACUAAUAGAACUGCAAGAUGUUUUGAAAGUCGUGUGUGAAAAUCACUAUUACAUAAUUAUUUAUAAAUAAAAAUGAG
Maniola jurtina (meadow brown) is the source of this 2196-nucleotide messenger RNA. RefSeq names its product novel acetylcholine receptor chaperone. Lineage: Eukaryota; Metazoa; Arthropoda; Insecta; Lepidoptera; Nymphalidae. Bases 748 to 1218 code for a protein of 156 amino acids. The transcript has 4 exons. Gene Ontology annotation, cellular component: endoplasmic reticulum. The record is from RefSeq and is a predicted model, not a curated record. Gene Ontology annotation, biological process: chaperone-mediated protein complex assembly; positive regulation of protein localization to cell surface.